AUUCAGACUGCUUCUACAAACAUUUGUGAAAAGUUGUGCAAUAAGUCCGUCUGUGAAAUUUCCUUGCUACUAAAUGUGCCAUGGUCAACUGUUAGUGAUAUUAUAACAAAGUGGAAGCAACUGGGAACAACAGCAAAGCCACGUAAAAUGACAGAGCGGGUCAGUGCAUGCUGAAGCGCACAGUGCGCAGAAGUUGCCAACUGUCUGCAGAGUCAAUAGCUAAAGACCUCCAAACUUUGUGUGGCAUUCAGAUUAGCACAACAACAGUGUGUAGAGCGCUUCAUGGAAUGGGUUUCCAUGGCCGAGUAGCUGCAUCCAAGCCUUACAUCACCAAGUGCAAUGCAAAGUAUUGGAUGCAGUGGUGUAAAGCACGCCGCCACUGGACUCUA
Staurois parvus is the source of this 389-nucleotide messenger RNA. NCBI's taxonomy places the organism in Eukaryota, Metazoa, Chordata, Amphibia, Anura, Ranidae. The record is from the annotation of a GenBank genome assembly.